CCACUUGCACGUUUUUCAUCCUUUAUGGUUUUAUUCAUGCGGGGCCAACUUGCAUGCAUUGUAACGGAGCCGGAGACAUUGAAAAUUGUUUUUUAAAUACUGUCAGAUGCGGGGACCUUGAGGACUGUUAUUUAGACAAAUAUGUGGAUGAAAACUCGGUGAUCAGAUACGAUGCAGGGUGUCGUUCGAAACAGGUGUGUAGUGGUCAAGGUAGACGGAGACGGCGUUUAGUGGUCUGCACUAGUUGUUGUAGUGACGCCCCUGACCAUAAUGGGCCGUGUAAUGCCAAACUUUGCGGUAUAGGUCCUGUUACUUAUGCAAAUUCAACCUGUGUUGUUUGCGAAGGAGUACACAGUGACGUGACGUCAUGUUCGUCAACUUCUGUUUGUCCUCCUAACGAGGUAUGUUUUACUGGUAUUCGUAUUGUUGGUACGAGCAUUCGGUAUGUGUUUGGCUGUUACGAAGAACGCGUAUGUCAUGCAAUGUUAGAAAACGAAAAUGGCGGGCAUCGACCUGGAAGAGUCAUUCAUGGUGACCAGGGUACUCCAAUAUGUCAUGCUUGCUGUAAGGGAUAUAGAUGUAAUGCAGAAGACUGUUUUGAACUCAGAAAGAAUAUGAAGAUAACUGAUUUUAGUCCAUCUGUACUCGGAUGAUGAACUUGUGCAUACAAGAAUCCUUCCGUAUAUUAAAAGCACAUUUUAAAAGAA
Molecule: messenger RNA, 707 nt
Organism: Saccostrea cuccullata (small rock oyster)
Lineage: Eukaryota; Metazoa; Mollusca; Bivalvia; Ostreida; Ostreidae
Exons: 8
Coding region: 54-653 (199 amino acids)
Source: RefSeq, a predicted model, not a curated record